AUGGCUCGUGGAGAAGAAACCACGUCAACAAAGACCGGAAAGGGGAGCGUUGCUCCGAAGGCUCGUUCCUUGGAAAAGGAGGAAGCACCUAAGGAAUCUGCCGAAAUCAAGUUUCCAGAAGCACCCAAACAAACCAGGGUGCCAGAUGCCGUCCAGAGGAGAUCAGCAGCCGAGAAACAGAAGGGCCCUCAACCCAGUAGGUUGGCGCAGGAGUUGCAUAACUACCAGGUAGAGAGGAAGAGGCAUUCAAUGGACGUAUAUGUCCAGAUCACAGGCCUGGACUCAGGGAGGACACGUGGGGUCAAGGCACUGCUUGACAGCGGUUGCAGUACCUGUUGCAUCAACACUGACUACGCGCGGGCAGAAAGAUUGGAUAUCCAGGAACUCCCCCAACCCAUCAUGGCCCAAAACGCCGACAACACCAAGAACUGUCGCAGACAAUAUUGCGCAGUGGAGAUACGACCAGUAGCAAUCACCUAUAGAGACAGAGUCUCAGCGAGUGUAGAAGACACAGAGCUAACAUUAGCAUCGCUAAUACAAACAACCUUCAACAAGAACAUCAGUGGCCGGAUCACCCACUAUGUCGAUUUGAGGAUGAGAAUCGGCCCUCAUGUGGAAACACACAUGUUCCUCCUGACGUGCUUGGGAAAAGUCCGGAUCUUCAUCGGCCUUGAUUGGCUGACAGAGCAUAACCCCAAGGUGGACUGGCAAGAGCAGACAAUGAGAUUCAGCCAAUGUCCAGAACAGUGUAACAUGAGGGGUCACAAGGAGCACCAGGCAAUGGUAGAUAUGGACUUGGUUGACCUGGACACGAGGUUGAUCUACGGCUAA
Mycena citricolor is the source of this 831-nucleotide messenger RNA. The record is from the annotation of a GenBank genome assembly. Lineage: Eukaryota; Fungi; Basidiomycota; Agaricomycetes; Agaricales; Mycenaceae.